AUGGUUUUAAAUGCAAGCCGGGCAUUCGUACGUUAUUGCGUUAUUUUAUUAAAUGCUUUUAGCUUUUUCGUUCCUAUUUCCAAAUGCGCCCCCAAAAUUAAAGCGUUUUAUGUGCUUAAAAAAAUUAAGCAUAAGCGUAAGGCUUUGUACUUUAAAAACGUUUUUAAUUUUGGCUUAAAUAAAAAUCGCCUGGAAUUUCGGGAAUUAUUAAUUAAUAUUUAUAGUGCUAGCGGUUUUUUUAAGCGUAUUGCGGUACUUUUAAAAAAUUAUUUAAGUUUUUAUUAUGGAAGUUUAAAAGUCGCCGGGCUUAUAAUUGUUGCAAACAAAAGGGAUAGGCACGGUAUAAGUAUAUACUGUUUACUUUGUAACAAUAUGCUAUAUAAUUUAAAUUUCCGUAGCUAUUGCUAUUACUUAACGGUAAAAGCUGGCGACAAAAAUUUAAAAAAGGAAAAGGUUCGUAGCUUAAGCCACUUCCGUAAUUUAAACCUCCGUAGCUAUAGCCAUUACCGUAGCGCGCAAAUUAAAACAAAUAAAUUACAACUUUUAAAAUAA
This is a messenger RNA of Gaeumannomyces tritici R3-111a-1, 552 nucleotides long. RefSeq lists its product as hypothetical. Lineage: Eukaryota; Fungi; Ascomycota; Sordariomycetes; Magnaporthales; Magnaporthaceae. The record is from RefSeq and is a predicted model, not a curated record. The coding region runs from base 1 to 552 and encodes 183 amino acids. The transcript is spliced from 5 exons.